AUGCAGCGGCAAUUCCGAGCAGGACUCCUGGUGACUAGCCUGGCUGCCCUGGGCUCCGUGGCCCUGUGGUUCUCGCAGGCACCGCGAUCCUUUGUCUCAGCGCAGCUCCCAGGUCUCAAUGCUCUUUGCGUCACGCGUGGGGCGGAGGAAAAGUCCCUGGUAGCCUGCCACUCCGAGACGGAGGGCCGCGAGUGGAAGGGUAGCUCGAGGUACCCCCGCUAUGAAGGCUUCGUGUUCCGCCGCAAGAAGAGAAAGGGCAUGCGUCUUCGCCUGGCGCGCUGGGGCAGCAAGCACAAGCCCGAGUUCCGAAUCCAUGCCGUCUUUGGCAAGCAUCUGGGGCACAAGAGUGGUCGCUUCAACGAGGUCUGCGGUUUCUAUGAUCCUCUGCGCGAGUUUGACGAUCCCUGGGCCUUCAAGAUCAAAGCAGACCGAUGUGUCUAUUGGCUCAGGAAGGGGGCGCAGCCCACUCCUCAAGUGGCCAAUCUGCUGGAUAUUGCAGGGAUCAUCCGCAGGACGGGCGUGGAGUCGAGGAUGGGCGAAUGGGAGUGGCGCGUCGAUCCAAUGUCCGGCCCGGAGGCGCCUGAGGGCUGGAAGUAUGAUGGACCUCAUUCGGUGACUUGGGGCAACAAGCCAAAGGUGCACAACCAUAAAGGACAGGUGAACGUUGACGUGGAGAAGAUCCGCAAGAUUCCGCUGAUUGAAAGGUACGGCUUCCGUGGCUACACCCGCAUCCCAGUGGACGAAGUGGCGCUCUCCGAUCCACUGUCCAAGUCGCCCCUGUUGGAGUCCUUCCCAAACACCGAGCUGCCGGUGUACGAGUGA
This is a messenger RNA of Cladocopium goreaui, 822 nucleotides long. The record is from the annotation of a GenBank genome assembly. Lineage: Eukaryota; Dinophyceae; Suessiales; Symbiodiniaceae.